Messenger RNA from Oldenlandia corymbosa var. corymbosa, 979 nucleotides. The record is from the annotation of a GenBank genome assembly. Lineage: Eukaryota; Viridiplantae; Streptophyta; Magnoliopsida; Gentianales; Rubiaceae.
CAACUUUUUGAUAUAUAAGAACUAUAUCAACUCGUCCAUCAACAAGGAACAAAAAAUGGCUAAGAUCACUUCAACCCAAUCCUUUCUUCUAGUGUUUCUGGUCGCCUUCGCCGUUGUGUUAACCCCAUCAUCAGCUGGCCCUGUAAAUGGAAAUGCAACCGAACCAAUUGGUAGCGCAACCGCCGGUGGUUCAGUUGACUCAUCUAGCAGGAACGAAUCUAUUGAUCCUGCCGGAAAAAGGAAUUCAAGUGUCGCAGCUGAUGGUGACUCCAUGAAGUCGAGAAUCGAUGAUCCUGCUCGAACACCAGUUAAUACAUCCAGAAGAACUGAUGGCACAAAAGAUGAUUUUCAUGCUGGAUCAUCAGUGAAUGGAUCUAGAGCAAAUGAUGAUACUAUUGACUCAUCAAUCAAUGGUGUAGGCGGAACAGGAAACGCCGUUGAACCAGGUCGUGCCAACAAUAAAUCAGCCGUUGAAGGUCCUGCUAAACCAUCCGCAAAUGUAUCCAGAUCGAUUGAUGACUCUGUGAACACUAACUCAACAAACGGUGGUGUCGGCGCAACGAUAAAUGCAGUUAGGCCAGAUGGUGGGUAUGCAAAGUCAAUAAACGAUGGUUCGGUAGGAACAGGAAAUGUAGUUAAGCAAACUAGUGGGUCCACUGGUUCUGCAGCCGGGCGUCCGGCUAAAGUAUUUGGAGCCACUAAUAAGGGUAAUCCGGGAACUUAUGCUAUUGGAAUUGGAGGAAAGGGUGUUCCCUUAGCAGCAGCAGGCCAAGCAUCUGGAAAUAUUGCAGGUAAAGUUUGGGCAGGAAGAACAGCUUGAAGACUUAGACGGUGGUGUGUCCGAAUAGUCAAUGAAAACAUGGGUGAGGAACUUGGAACAAUUUGGUUGCAAAGAUUUGAAGAUUUCACUUCAAGGGAUGUUCUAAAACUUUGAAUACAUCUUUAAUAAUUAGUUCUGUUGUCUUCUUCUUCUUCUUCU